Messenger RNA from Adineta steineri, 489 nucleotides. Lineage: Eukaryota; Metazoa; Rotifera; Eurotatoria; Adinetida; Adinetidae. The record is from the annotation of a GenBank genome assembly.
AUGAAUAACAACGAGAUUUCAUUACCAACAACGAAGAUUGAUGAUAAUUUAACAUUAACAACAAAUAUAUCAUCAUCAACAAAAUUACAUACUUACAUACCAAAAGAUUUAUUUUCAUGUCUUAUUUGUUAUGAAAGUUUUGGUGUUGAUCAACAACAACUUGUAGCUCUGAAAUGCGGACAUAUGUUUUGUGCAACAUGUAUUCAUCAAUGGUUUACAACAAAUAAAGUUUGUCCAACAUGUCGCAAACGUUGUUGGUUAAAAGAUAUUUUAUAUAUUGAUAUAUCAAGUUGUAUUGUUGCAUAUGGAAAAAAGAAAAUUGAUAAUUUAAGUACUGAACGUGAUCGACUUAAUUAUGAUAUAAAUACAUUGAAAGAUUCAAUUAAAAAGACUCGAGAAUAUGUACGAAAAACUGAAAAUCGUUUAAAAUUUAAACAACGAUUCUUACAUCGUUUGAGAUAUAUUUGUAAACGAAAACAUCAUCGAUAA